This is a messenger RNA of Hansenula ciferrii, 2367 nucleotides long. It is a transcript of the gene TYW1, whose product is annotated as putative tRNA 4-demethylwyosine synthase. The transcript has a single exon. The record is from RefSeq and is a predicted model, not a curated record. The coding region runs from base 1 to 2367 and encodes 788 amino acids. Gene Ontology annotation, molecular function: 4 iron, 4 sulfur cluster binding; catalytic activity; FMN binding. Gene Ontology annotation, biological process: wybutosine biosynthetic process. NCBI's taxonomy places the organism in Eukaryota, Fungi, Ascomycota, Saccharomycetes, Phaffomycetales, Wickerhamomycetaceae.
AUGAGUUCUAAAAUACCCACAUCUUUGGUAGUCUCUGGUGCUAUCAUAACAUAUUUAUUAAGUGGUGGUAGAUUCACAAUUGCUUUAUUUGCUGCUACUGUCUAUGCAUUAUUUAUCAGAAAAGUGUCACAAGACCAUCAACAAGAUUCUAUAAGCAGUAAUGGUCAAAAUCAUGAACAUAAACAUAAACAUAAAAAAGAAGGUGGAUGUGGUUCUGCUUGUACUUGUAAAGAUAAAAAGAAGGAAAAUAAGAAGACAUUAUCUGGAUUAAAGAAAUUGAAAGGUUUUGGUAAGAAAUCAGAACCUCAAGAUGAUGGUAUUGCUGUUGAUUUCACCACAGCUUUUGCUAAAAAACCAACCACAACAACUACUGAUAAAUCUACUGGGAGGCCAGCUAAUGGUAAACCAAGAGUGAAAAGAGUUCCAAAAUUGAUCAAAUCUAAAGGUUUACAAUCCAAGCAAAAAGAACCACCAAAACAAAUGACUAAAGCAAAUACAUCAUUAUUAGAUUCAAACAUCAUUAUAUUUUAUACUUCAUUAACAGGUGCAUCUGAAAGAUCUGCUAAAAACUUAUAUGAAACAAUGUCAUCUUUAAAUUUAAUGGGUUCUUUGAAAAAUAAACCACAAUUAAUGAAUUUAGAUGAUAUUACAGAUUUAGAUGAUUAUUUUAUGAAUGUUCCUAAAUUAGAUAAUUUGAUUUAUUGUUUAGUUUUACCAUCUUAUGAUGUUGAUUCACCAAUUGAUUAUUUCUUACAAACUUUAGAAGAUACAUAUCAAGAUUUUAGAGUUGAUAAAUAUCCAUUGAAAAAAUUAUUAGGUUUUACUGUUUUAGGUUUAGGUGAUUUAGAAUCAUGGCCUGAAAAAUUUUGUUAUCAAGCUAAAAAAACUGAUUAUUGGUUAGGUAAAUUAGGUGCGAGAAGAAUUUUCCCAGUUGGUGAAAUGUGUAUUAAGACUCAAGGUGAUGAAAAAAUUAAAGAAUGGAUUAAUUUAUUUGUUGAUGCUUUGAAAGAUGAUGAACCAAUCUUGUAUGAAUAUAGAGAUUCAGAUGCAGAAGAUUCAGAUGCAGAAGAUGGAGAUGCUAACUCCUCAUCGGGUGAAAGUGAAGAUACUUUAGUUGAUGUUGAAGAUAUGGGUAAUAUGAUGAAAUCAUCUGAAAAGGAAAAAAUUUCAAAUAGUUCAUCAUCAGAAGUUAAAGAAAUGGUUGCUAAAAAUUCACCAACUUUUAAAAGUUUAACAAAACAAGGCUAUACAAUUGUUGGAUCACAUUCAGGUGUUAAAAUUUGCAGAUGGACAAAAUCUGCCUUAAGAGGUCGUGGUUCAUGUUAUAAAUUUGCAUUUUAUGGUAUUAGAUCUCAUUUAUGUAUGGAAACUACACCAUCUUUAUCAUGUUCAAAUAAAUGUGUUUUCUGUUGGAGACAUGGUACAAAUCCAGUUGGUACAAAUUGGAGAUGGCAAGUUGAUCAACCUGAUGUUAUUUUAGAAGGUGCUUUACAAGGUCAUUAUUCCAAAAUUAAACAAAUGAGAGGUGUUCCAGGUGUUGUUGCUGAUAGAUUUACUGAAGCUUUUAGAGUUCGUCAUUGUGCUUUAUCAUUAGUUGGUGAACCAAUUUUUUAUCCAUAUAUUAAUGAUUUUGUUGGUAUGUUACAUGAACGUGAAAUUUCAAGUUUCUUAGUUUGUAAUGCUCAACAUCCAGAUCAAUUAGAAGCAUUACAUAAAGUUACUCAAUUAUAUGUUUCAAUUGAUGCACCAACUAAAAAUGAAUUGAAAAAAGUUGAUAGACCAUUAUUUAAAGAUUAUUGGGAAAGAUUAAUUAAAUGUUUAGAUAUCUUGAGAACUUCUCAAGCUCAUCAAAGAACCGUGUUUAGAUUAACUUUAGUCAAAGGUUUCAAUAUGAGUGAAGCUGAAGCUUAUGCAGAUUUAGUGGAAAGAGCUCGUCCUUCAUUAAUUGAAAUUAAAGGUGCUACAUUCUGUGGUUCUUCAUCAGGUAAUGGUAAUCCAUUAACAAUGCAAAAUAUUCCAUUUUAUGAAGAAUGUCAAAAUUUUGUUAAGAAUUUAACUAAUGAAUUGAAUAAAAGAGGUUUAGGUUAUGGUAUUGCCGCAGAACAUGCUCAUUCAUGUUGUAUCUUGGUUGGUUCAAAUCAAUUUAAUAUUAAUGGUGAAUGGCAUACACAUAUUGAUUAUAGUAAAUUUUUUGAAUUAUUAAAGAAUGGUCAACCAUUUGAUAAAUUAGAUUAUAUUGCUAAAACUCCUGAUUGGGCUUUAUGGGGUAGUGAUUCUGCUGGGUUUAAUCCUGAAGAUACAAGAGUUAGAAAGAAGGGUAAAAAUAAAGAAAAAAAAGCUCCUGUUAUUGAAGAAGUUACUGUAUAG